AUGACGUUUGAAAAUUUAGGAGUAUCGCCAUGGCUUUGUGAGGCCCUACAUGCCAUGGCCAUCCAUAAACCAUCUGCCAUUCAGCAAGCUUGUAUUCCCUCUGUUUUAAAGGGCCACGACGUGAUUGGUGGAGCCAAGACUGGGUCUGGCAAAACGAUCGCAUUUGCUGCGCCGAUGCUCACAGAGUGGUCACGGGAUCCAUUCGGGAUUUGCGGCCUUAUCUUAACGCCUACCAGAGAACUUGCUAUUCAAAUUGCAGAACAGUUUUCAGCUCUAGGUUCUGGUAUGAACAUUAGGGUCUCUGUUAUCGUCGGAGGUGUAGAUAUGGUGAAGCAGUGUCUAGAAUUGCAACGCAGGCCACACUUUGUUGUUGCUACCCCAGGACGGUUGGCUGAUCACAUUAUGUCAAGUGGAGAAGAUACAAUUGGCGGUCUUCGGCGCAUCAAGUAUCUGGUGCUUGAUGAGGCAGAUCGUCUCUUGAGUUCUUCACUUUCAGACGAUCUGGCAAGAUGUAUGGCGGUUUUGCCAGACCCAAUAAAACGUCAAACACUUCUUUUCACUGCCACAAUUACAGACGCUGUUCGAGGCCUCAAAGAAGCACCCACCAAACCAGGAAAGCUUCCCGUGGUGUCGCACGAGGUGGCUCUUGAUAGCAUGGCUGUUCCUGAAAAGCUCGAGCAGUACUAUAUUUUGUGCCCAACCUAUGUCAAGCUGGCAUAUCUCUAUGGACUCCUGGAGCAAGAGGGCAACGCCAAGAAGACCGCGAUAAUUUUUGUCAACCGCACGCAAACGGCUGAACACAUUCGGCGCACCUUACAAUUAAUGGAUGUGAAAACAACCUCGCUUCAUUCUCAGAUGCCUCAGUCUGAGCGUCUCAAUGCACUGGGUCGCUUCCGUGCUGCGGCUGCUCGUGUUCUGGUCGCUACAGACGUGGCAUCUCGUGGUCUAGACAUCCCUACUGUGCAAAUGGUUGUGAAUUUUGAUAUUCCAGCUGAUCCCGAUGAUUACAUUCACCGAGUGGGCCGUACGGCUCGUGCUGGCCGAUCGGGCGAAUCUAUCUCAUUGGUGGGUGAGCGGGACGUUGAGCGUAUCGAGGCCAUAGAAGCACGAACUGCUACGAAAAUGGCCCAAUAUGAGAACAUCAGUGACAAACUAGUAAUUGAUAAAGCGCUGAAGAAGGUGAGCAUAGCCAAGCGUCAGGCCAUUCUCGAAAUGGAUAAGGAUAAGUUCGGCGAGCGCCGCAAAAUCCAGAAGAAAAAAGCCAGAAAUAGCUCAUAG
Wickerhamiella sorbophila is the source of this 1278-nucleotide messenger RNA. Its product is annotated as ATP-dependent RNA helicase DBP8. Gene Ontology annotation, molecular function: nucleic acid binding; ATP binding; RNA helicase activity. The transcript has a single exon. Lineage: Eukaryota; Fungi; Ascomycota; Dipodascomycetes; Dipodascales; Trichomonascaceae. Bases 1 to 1278 code for a protein of 425 amino acids. The record is from RefSeq and is a predicted model, not a curated record.